Capronia epimyces CBS 606.96 is the source of this 1587-nucleotide messenger RNA. RefSeq lists its product as uncharacterized. The record is from RefSeq and is a predicted model, not a curated record. Gene Ontology annotation, molecular function: heme binding; oxidoreductase activity, acting on paired donors, with incorporation or reduction of molecular oxygen; iron ion binding. The transcript is spliced from 7 exons. Lineage: Eukaryota; Fungi; Ascomycota; Eurotiomycetes; Chaetothyriales; Herpotrichiellaceae. The coding region runs from base 1 to 1587 and encodes 528 amino acids.
AUGCCGUCCCUUCUUGCUAUCUGGUUCGCCGUGACCGUGGUCCUCGCCUACCCAGUCUACCGACUGCUUCAGGUUGGCCGUCGCCAUCCGCGCAUGCCACCGGGCCCGCCAACGGUUCCGAUUUUGGGGAAUGCACUUCAAAUCCCAACCACUGGACUAGGCAAAAAGUUCAAAGAAUGGGCCGACAUCUACGGCCCCAUCUUCUCCCUCAAGGUCGGCCCUACCAACAUCGUCGUGCUCUGCGACCGAAGAGCCAUCAACAACCUCUUGGACAAAAAGGGCAGCAUCUACUCUGACCGGCCGUUCAACUACGUGUCCAACUACGUGACCCAUGGUGACCAUCUGACCCUGGAGCCACAAGGUCCGUCAUGGAGGGAGAAGCGCACGGUGGUGACGAGGAACCUGAACCCCAAGAUAUUGGACGAGAAGCAUUGGAAAGUCCAAGAGGCAGAAGCCGUCAUCUUCAUGAACAAUGUCCUCCGGGAUCCUGACAGGAUCUUCCACUACGCCCGUCUGUACACCGUGUCCGUGGCCGGCUCUCUCAUCUGGGGACAUCGCGCCACCAGUUUGGACUCCUUCUGGUAUAAGGACUUUUACGAGUUGAUGGACCUGUGGCUGGAAACCCAAGAACCUGGCGCCAACCCGCCCAUCGACGAGUUUCCCCUCCUCAAAUACCUACCGGGCCACUGGAAGAAGCGAGCAGAUAAAUGCCGGGCAAUGAUGGACGACAUGUGGGACAAGGCUCGAGCUAUUGUCGACGAGCGCCGAGCCCGAGGUGACAAACGGGAUUCCUUCAUCGACGCCAAAAUCGACGAAGUGAACGAAAAGGGCACGUCUCUGUCGCCACACGCCUUCAACAAUCUGUUCGGCGAGCUGCUCGAGGCCGGGGCCGACACCACCGCCAACCACAUCUUGACGCUGAUCCUGGCUUUGGCCAAAUAUCCUCAGUUUCAGGAAAAGGCUCGACGCGAGAUUGAUGCCGUGUGUGGCACCGAGAGGGCUCCAGUGUUCACCGACUUCGACAAGCUGCCGUAUGUGAACUGUAUUGUCAAGGAGGGUAUGAGAUGGCGGCCCACUGCCCCUGCCGGCCUCCCACACAUGGUCACACAAGACGAUGAAUACGAGGGCAUGUUAAUCCCCAAAGGGUCCAUGGUCUUUGUCGGCAUCUGGGCGCUCCACCACAGCGAAGGCAAUUAUGCGAAGCACGACGAGUUCAACCCCGAUCGAUACUUGGACCAUCCGAAGCUGGCCAAUGAAUACGCCGUGAACCCGGACUAUAUGAACCGAGAUAACUCUCCACACCACUACGGAUAUGGAGCCGGUCGAAGAAUGUGUCCGGGCCUGCACCUGGCCGAACGAAACAUGUGGCGCAUUGCGGCCAAGUUGCUGUGGGCUUUUGACAUCUCCGAACCCCUGGACCCGGUCACGGGGGAGGUGGUCCAUCUGGACGAGAAUGCCUAUACCUCGGCCAUUCUGCUGUGUCCGUUGCCGUUCAAGAUCAAGGCCGUUCCCAGAAGUCCGGCCCAUCUGGCGUGUAUUGAGCGGGAACUGGCGAGCGCCAUGGAUUUUAUGUCUCAGUGGAACUAG